CCUAGAUCAAUAUCUAAGAGACGCCAUUAAAUUGCUCUAAAAUGUGUCCUUGAGUCGGACAAAUUUCAGAUAAAGGUUAUAAACAGAUUGAAUCAUCUUACACGGCAUUGUUUCAAGAACUGCAAAGGAAUGGUUAUGUAAAAGACAGAUUAGUCAUGGCGGUCCCUGGUAAGAAAGCUACACAUAACUUAUCGUCAACCCUGUCUCGAGGUUCUGGAGAGGAUUUUGAACUUUUUUGUCAGCCCUGUGACAGAGAUGACCUCAGACUACCUGCUGUUGGUUACUGUGUAGAUUGUGAAGAGCACCUGUGUGACUUAUGCGUUAACACCCACAGGAGACCAAAACCACUACGCCAUCAUAAACUUCUAGAUAAAUCCCACAUGCCACACACUCAGAAUUAUUCUACAAUAUCUAAUUCUACUCAUGUUGGACAGUCCGACAAUCUUACAGAUCCUUGCACCAAACACAAUAAAGAAGUUAUUAAAUUCUUCUGCAAUGACCAUAAAGCACUACUAUGCAGUGUAUGUGUGACACUUGAACAUACUCCUAUAUCCUGCCAUGUUGACUAUAUACCCGAUAUAUCAGGACAGGCCAUAGACAGCACUGAAUUCAUAGACACCCUUAAAGAGCUAGGCAAAAUAAGUAAAAGAUGUCAGAAAAUAUUAGCAGAUCUAAAGCAAAUGGUUGCAAAAUCAAAUACAUCUUUUACAGACAUUCUUGCAGAAAUAACAAAGUUCAGACAGGAGAUUAACCAAAGAUUAGAUGGGCUUGAGAAGGAAGCUAAAGAUGCAGCAAAAACUUUACAGCAAGAGAAUGACACAAAGUUGAGGACCACAAAAACAACAUGUGAUUAUGCCAUUCGGUCUCUAAAAGCGACAUCUGAUAUGAUAAAACACCUCAACACAACAAAGAAAGUAGACAGACUUUUCAUUGAGCUUAAAACUGCUAAGCAAGUGAUCCAAGAUAAUGAAAAGAGAAUGUCACAACUGUCAAACGCUGAAGAUAUUAAAGAAUACAUGUUUGAACCAAGUCCAGUCAUUGAAACGCUUCUUCAAAAUGAGAUAUCACUAGGUAAAUUAACACCUAAACUGCUGAAACAGCCAAGUCUGCCUUCAACCACUACUCUAAAAUUCAGCACAAUUUCUCCUCCUAGAAAAAUCUGCAUUGAGACUUCAUCAGAUGAACAUGAUUGUUCAAUAACUGGUAUCACUACCUCUUAUCUAAACCAAAUAUUCCUUGCAGAUUACGACAAUUACUUAGUUAAAAUGGUAGAUACCAAUAGUCAAUCCAUUCAACAACUGAGACUAGAUUCAAGGCCCCGUGAUGUCACAACAACCACCAGGGAUGAAUUUGCUGUUACAAUGCCACUUAUGAAUAGAAUACAGUUUCUAUCUUUCUCAUUAAACAGACUCUCUAAGAAAAACAUACUGAAAGUAGAUGGAAACUGUUAUGGUAUAAGUUACUAUCAGGGAAAACUUGCUGUAUAAUUUCAAAGUCCAGGUAAACUUAAAAUCAUGGACUUGAAAGGCACUGUAAUAGUAACUGUUUCAAAAAACUCACAUGGUAAAAAUAUUUUCAUUUCACCAGAAUAUGUCGCCACCAACAGCCACUCCGUCUAUGUAUCUGACCAUGGAAAGCAUGAAGUUAUAUGGUUGAGCUGGAAAGGCGAACUACUAGGUAGUUACGGAAGGUUGGGAGAUCCACAAGGACUUGCUACGCUGACUGAUGGAUCAUUUUUUGUUAGUGAUUUGGGAGCUGACAAACGUAACAUACUAAACGUAACUGGUGACUGUUCUGGAAGUAAACUUGUACUGAAGGACUUAAAUAAUCCUCAAGCAAUUUGCUGGUGUGAUGCAAGCAAAACUCUCUACAGCUCCAGCAGUAGUUUUGGAGGUGAAAGAAACUUUAUUCAGAAGUACAAAAUGUCAUAAGAUACAAAAGUAGAACUGAUUUUCUAUUGUCUCCCAGAAAACACAUCAAACCAUUGUUAAAUGUUAUAAGGAAACGUGAGACUACACUAAUAUUGAACAAGAAACAUAGUCAAGUGAGAUACAGUGAUGUCUUCUAACUUUGCGAAUACUAUUUUAGGUAGAAUCUCCAAUGUAUUAUCCAUACAGAAUAUAGGACACAUACAAAAAGCUAACAGAUUUAGUUAAUAAAAACAUUUUCAAAUUUAUGGAUGUUUAAAAAACAAAAUAUAUUGAAAAAGGUAUUCAACAAAACAGAUAUCUAAGUUUAGAACCUGACCUAGUGAACCUUUUGAACUAAGAUGAUACAGUUUCAAGGGUCUUAUCAGGUUUCAUAUAAAGUGGUUUCUGGGGUAUUAAGGAGGAUUUUCUAUGAUUUAACCUAGUGAUCUUGUUUUUGGCCUAAGAUUAUCUAGUUUCAAAAUUGAUCUACAUUUCAUAAAGACAAAUAUAUUUGUGUAUUCUAACCAUAUUUUGCACAAAUCAGGUAGAAAACAUAACUUUGAGAGUAUGUAUAUUCAUAUAAUUUGAACUACUGGUUUUUAACUACAAAUAAUUAAGUUUUAAACUGGACUAUAUUUCAUAAAAUUAAAAAUUAUGACCAGGUCUCGUAUAAACAUUCUGACCAUUGCUUAAUAUUCAUUUGCCUUCUAAUGGUAUUGUAUGUCCUUUAUUAAUUAAUUUACUUAUUAUCAUGGUGAUAUUUAUUGCUACGAGAAUUGUUCAAAUAUGAAUGCAUCUAAGCACAUAAAAAUGUAUCCUUGAUAGAUUUCAAUGAAAAUUUUAUUUGGUCCCCUCGAAGUAUUCACCUCCAACAGAUAUGCAAAGUUUCAGUCUUCUAAUUCAAUCCUUGAAGGCAUUUUCAUAGUCGUUUCUAGGUAUACUAUAAAGACACUGUAAUAUUUCAGAACCGAGGUGUUUGCGCUGCACAAAAUUUCGACCGGAAAGGUACUAUUUGAGCCUUGGGAACAAAAAGAAGUCACACGGGGCAAGGUCAGGCGAAUAAGGAGGUUGAGGGAGUACAACAACCUUUUCCUGCUUCAGAAAGUCUUGUACAAUAGACGCCUUGUGCGAUGACGCAUUGUCAUGAAGCAAUCUGACAUUGGCCAAACCAGUUGCAGGUCUUCGAUUUUUGAAAUAUUUCUUCAGUAUUCGAAGAACUUUAGUCUUGUAAAACUUCGAAUUUACGGAUUUGCUUUUAGGUACAGCAACCUGAAUGUCAGGACCCUGAGUUGUGAAGAAUAUGGCAUACAUUACCUUCUUGACACUCAUGGUCCGCUUUGCAAUGCAUGGUCUUUUGCCAGACUUUGUUGCCCAUAUUUUGUUCUGAAUCUUUCGUUUGGGCUCAAAAAGGUGAACCCAUGUCUCGUCACCAGUGACGACAUUUGCGACAGACCGUGCAUUGUAAUUUGGAAACUGUUUAAGCAACAAUUUUGCGCAUUACACGCGUGCCUUUUUCUGCUCAUCUGUCAACAGAUGGGGAAUCCAUCUAGCACAGAUCUUUCUCAUUUUCAAAUUACGUUUCAGAAUUGUAUGAGUUGCUCCUAAUAAGAUGCCAACCAUACUAGCUAUUUGCCUAGCGGUGUAUCUUGCAUCAGUAGCAACUAUUUCUUUCACUCUUGCAACCAUCUUGGCAGACGCUGCUGUUUUCGGCCGACGGCCAUGUGGUGCAUCUUCUAUUGAAACUAACACACAUUUGAAUUUCUUAAACCAACGAAUAACUGUCGAAAAAGACAUUUCAUUAUGCACAUAAACAGAACAUAUUUCAUCAAAAAAUGUAUUUACACCCUAUGCAAGGAAUACAACGAUUCUUAAUAUAGGACCGUAUUUCAACGGCGUACGCUGAUCUUCCUGCAACCAUUUUUGUAUUAAUAUACAUGAGUAGGCAAUGUUUAGCGAGCGAUAGACACAGUUAAGUGAACGGAUUUUAAUGGGUGUGGUAUCGAUGUAAAGCCAACAUGUUUAUCUACCCAAUAAUUAUAAUUUCCUUGUGAUUUUCGCAUUAUUGAGCGAGAUAACGUUCUAGAUGCAUUCAUAUUUAAACAAUCCUCGUAUUAGGUAAACCAAAACUAUUUAGAUACAUUAUUGACCAGAAAACAACCUCACCUGUUCUAACGUUUUCCGAAAAUCAAAACCUGAAGUAGAAAUUUAUUAUUCAAAGUGACGAACAUUUAUUUGUUGUUUAUACCAAGCAAGUUCCACUUCAGUGGUAUUUAAAUAACCUUUAUUCUGCAUAUAUAUACAUGUUUUUUAAAUCAAAAUGCAUGUAUAGUUCUAUUUUGCGUAUAUACAAAAUAUAUAGGCAAGAAAACAGUGAAAAUGAAUGUGUUGUGUCUGGAGCUUUUUAUCAUGAUUCGUUUUUCAAAGAUCUGGAAUAAAUUAUGUUGUAGAAUGGACCAAUAUAAUUUCUACAAUUUUUCCCUGUUUGGUAAGGUUAUCUUGCAUAAUAAACAUGCAGCUGUGA
This is a messenger RNA of Mercenaria mercenaria, 4431 nucleotides long. Its product is annotated as E3 ubiquitin-protein ligase TRIM71-like. Lineage: Eukaryota; Metazoa; Mollusca; Bivalvia; Venerida; Veneridae. The coding region runs from base 156 to 1487 and encodes 443 amino acids. The transcript is spliced from 2 exons. Gene Ontology annotation, molecular function: zinc ion binding. The record is from RefSeq and is a predicted model, not a curated record.